This is a messenger RNA of Acanthopagrus latus (yellowfin seabream), 5560 nucleotides long. Its product is annotated as zinc finger protein GLI2-like. Gene Ontology annotation, biological process: regulation of transcription by RNA polymerase II; smoothened signaling pathway. The transcript has 12 exons. The record is from RefSeq and is a predicted model, not a curated record. NCBI's taxonomy places the organism in Eukaryota, Metazoa, Chordata, Actinopteri, Spariformes, Sparidae. Gene Ontology annotation, molecular function: RNA polymerase II cis-regulatory region sequence-specific DNA binding; DNA-binding transcription factor activity, RNA polymerase II-specific. Gene Ontology annotation, cellular component: nucleus. The coding region runs from base 1056 to 4907 and encodes 1283 amino acids.
UCUUUACGGCGCUGGCAGAACAAAGCUUCUCAGGCUGCACGUAGAGACAGAAAUAUUAAUAGUGUUCGUACGAGUCGGACUGAUUGUUGGAGCAGCUUGUUAUCACGGUAAACAAACCCGAUUCAAAGACAGACAGCUCACCUGCAGGCCGUUACAUGAUGAGAGCCUCAAUAAUUCACACACGCUGUGGGGAUGAUUAUGUUUUUGGGUGGAAAAUCAGAUCUUUAUCUUCUGCGAAGAGAAAAACAUUGCCUCACUCGUGAUGCAAUCCAACAAUGUGGCUGCGAGGUCAUAAAGCCUUUGUUGGAUGAUGGACGAUGUAUUUUUAACGAAGCAGCCAGGUGAGACGGACGGACGGACGGACAGGAGUCGUCAGCUCUGAGGACAGACCGGCGCCGACAUCCGGAGAUCUCACCGGGCCUCAAACGCAACAUGCAGGAAACGUUUUGAUCACGUGUUCGAUCAGGACAUUUAGAUCACAACAAGCAGGAAGUUCAUGAGGUAGAGAAACUUUUCAUCGGUGCAGAAAGAGAUCCGGACACUUCGGUGCAGAUAACAGCUGAUGUAGUUGUGAGGUGCAGUUCUUCUUCUACACUGAUCAGGAGACUGAACGUCUGCUGUUUGUAACAGAGAUACUUUUGAAAUACUGACAGUCAGUCAGAGUCGGGGAACCACAGAGGUGUCAGCGUUACGUUCUUUCAUCACGGUUCAAACAAUCGUCCCGGCUCGACUCUGGAGAUGAGCUAACGGAUAAACGACACCGACGAACGCCCCGCGGGUUUCAGCGUCACCCUCAGAGCGUCCUCCCUCCUCGUCUCCUCGUCUCCUCGUCUCCUGGUGACCCCGGUCUCACCUCCUCCUCUGACUCUCAGAUCAGACGCUGGAUAGAGGAGCGGUGUCAGACGUGAUGUCACUGCGAGCCUCGGAGGAUCAGUCCUGCAGGUUUGGCCGGCAGCCCCGUCAUCUCCGACAUCUCCCUGAUCCGCCUUUCGCCCGCCGCCGUGGCGACCGGCGACUCCCCCUUCAGCCCGCCGCACCCGUACGUCCACCCCCACAUGGAGCACUACCUGCGCUCGGUGCACGGCAGCCCCACCCUGUCCAUGAUCUCCGCCGCCAGAGGACUGAGCCCGGCCGACCUGGCCCACGAGCAUCUGAAGGAGCGAGGGCUGUUCGGACUUCCUCCUCCUCCUCCGGGGGCGAGUCCGGCUGAGUACUACCACCUGAUGGCGAGCCACCGGAGCCCCUACGGCGAGCUGCUCAUGCAGGGGGGCGGGGCCACCGCCGCCGGGGCCCACCUGUCCGACUACAUCACCCCCAUCGACGUGUCGCGGUUCUCCAGCCCCAGACUGACGCCGAGGCUGAGCAGGAAGCGGGCGCUGUCCAUCUCGCCGCUGUCCGACGCCAGCAUCGACCUGCAGACGAUGAUCCGCACUUCGCCCAACUCGCUGGUCGCCUACAUCAACAACUCGCGCUCCAGCUCGGCGGCCAGCAGCUCGUACGGACACCUGUCGGUCGGAGGCCUCAGCCCGUCCUUCCCCUUCCCUCACCCCAUCAACCCGAUGGCGUACCAGCAGCUUCUGUCCCAGCAGCGAGGGCUCAGCGCCUUCGGACACACUCCGCCCCUCAUCCAGCCUCCGCCCACCUACUCCAGCCGCCAGCCGGGCCUCGGACUCUCCUCGCUGCCAGGCUCCGCCCUCAACAGCGAGCUGUCAAAGAACCUGAGCAGCGACUCGGCGGUCAGCAGCACCGUCGACCCCACGAUCACCAAAAGGUCAAAGGUGAAGACUGAAGCCGAGGGACUGAGGCCGCUGUCUCCAUGUUCACCGAACCAUCACAGCAGCCUGUUGGACCUGAAGGACGACGUGGACCGAGACGACUGUAAGCAGGAGCCGGAGGCCGUUUACGAGACUAACUGCCACUGGGAGGGCUGCAGCAAGGAGUACGACACGCAGGAGCAGCUGGUCCACCACAUCAAUAAUGACCACAUCCACGGAGAGAAGAAGGAGUUCGUGUGCCGCUGGGACGACUGUUCGCGGGAGCAGAAGCCCUUCAAAGCUCAGUACAUGCUGGUGGUUCACAUGCGCCGACACACAGGGGAGAAACCACACAAGUGCACGUUCGAGGGCUGCUCCAAGGCCUACUCCCGACUGGAGAAUCUCAAAACUCAUCUGCGCUCGCACACCGGCGAGAAACCGUACGUCUGCGAGCACGAAGGAUGCAACAAAGCCUUCUCUAACGCCUCGGACCGAGCCAAACACCAGAACCGGACACACUCCAACGAGAAACCCUACGUAUGUAAGAUCCCCGGCUGUACGAAGCGCUACACGGACCCCAGCUCUCUCAGGAAGCACGUGAAGACGGUCCACGGCCCGGAGGCCCACGUCACCAAGAAGCAGCGUGCCGACCUGCCGCCGAGGCCGCCGAGAGAGAACGGCGAGAACGAGACGGGAAACAGAGAGAGAAUCCAGAGGGAGGACAAGAUGUCCGACAGCAACAGCUCCCCCCGAGGUGUGGAGGACUACCUGCACGUCAAAUCCAUCAAGACGGAAAACUCUGUGAUGUAUCAGUCCAGCCCUGGCGGUCAGUCAUCAUGUAGCAGCGAACCAUCACCACUUGGCAGUGCCACCAACAAUGACAGUGGAGUAGAAAUGGCGGCGCACAGCGGGGGGAGCCUGGGGGACCUCAGCACCCUGGACGACCUGCCCUUCGUGGAGUCGUUGGGCUGUGAUGAUUCCACCGGUGGGGUCGCGGUGUUGGGGCUCCACUUCCGAAAGCAGCUCGGCACCUGCCAGCGCCUGGAGCAUCUGAAGAAGGAGAAGCUGAUGACAGUGAGGGACUCGUGUCGGUGGGCCGGCAACCCAACGCCCCUGGUCCUCGGCACCAAGCUGCCACCCAUACCAGCAAGCGGGUCCCUCCUGGAGAGUCCACGUAUGGGUGGUGGUCUGGUGUCCUUCCCUGGAUCUGGCUUGGGUGAUCUGAGCUCUGGUAAAACGACUUUGCUGGAGAACCUUUCCGAGCGCCGGGACAGCACCUCCAGUACCCUGAGCUCAGUUUACACCCUCAGCCGCCGCUCCUCAGGCAUCUCCCCGUGCUACUCUAGUCGGCGCUCGAGCCAGGCCUCACAGUUCAGUGCCAACCGCCUUAACAACCUCAGCUCUGCUGACUCCUAUGACCCCAUCUCUGCAGACAUCUCACGCCGCUCCAGUCAGACCAGCCAGUGUGGGGGAAGCAGCGGAGGAGGAGGAGGGUACGGAGGAAGGGGCUUACCCAGCCCCCUCAGUCUGACCCCUGCCCAGCACUACCGCCUCAAGGCAAAAUAUGCUGCUGCCAUUGGAGGUGCACCACCUACACCUCUUCCAUACAUGAAGACCAACACAGCCCUUUAUGGCGACUCCCCAGAAUCCUCCAGCACCUACAAGGUAGCACCCUCCAGGCAGUACAGCAGCUACCACACACGGAGCGUGAUGCCUCAUGAGGUCCCGUCCAACAUCCCCCGCAGAGCCAGCGACCCCGUGAGACGCCUGAAUUAUCACAACCAGCCGCAAAUGCAGCGCUACAACAGCAUGGGUACACUGAGCGGAGGGGUGACCAUGCAGCCCCAUCCACCUCCAGGCUGCCUGCGACCGGAUGGUAGUCCCCACCGCCACCCUCACAGCCUGCGACCACCCAGCAUUACAGAGAACGUCACCAUGGAGAUGAUAACCGGUGACAUCUGUGAGGAAGACCUGAUACUGUCAGACAACAGAGACACAACCACUCAACAAGAACUGGUCCCCAACUUUCAGAGAAGGAUGGCCAUCGUUAACCUACCCAGUCCAGUUGGCAUGAGUCCAGGGCAGCAGCGACAGAUGGGUCCAUCUUCACCGAGGGACUGUAAGGCCGAUGUUCAGUGGAACAACUCCCUGGGACCCAUGGAUGCCAGCCAGGAUUACUCCAAACUGCAGCUUCAUGGGAACCUCGCUGUCCUCCAGCAGAACCAGAACUUUGGAUCUUUACACGACAACCAGCAGAUGAUCCAAAACCUCGUCAACACAACGCAGCAGAGAUGCAAACAGCCGAGUACCGAACCGGGAGAGAACCGCUUCCAGCAGUCGUCAAAUCUCAAUGAAGGACUUCGCUCUCAGUGCAGGUUCAACACAGGCAUCAGUCCCUUUGAUAAGAACGGGAACACCACGUAUCCACCCUGUAAACAGGAGCCGGUCCACCUGGAGACUGUUAACGUGCACUUUGCUGAUGCUGGUUUUCAGCCCGUACAAGUUAAAAUUGAGGACUGUGAUGGAUCAGUCAUGAUUUCUGAUCAGCAGAACUGUAACAUGAACCCCCAGAUUCUCCUGCAAACUGGGAAUCUCCAACCAAGACCACCAACAGUACCGAAAUCUCUGAACAGGCACCUGUCAGGGCCAAAGGUGUCACAGCAACCGAGGCGUCCAAAUCAUUCCAACGAGGAUGCAGCCUCCAGAUUACCCAGCGAGGAAGUUUUAGGACUUUAUUGCGAACAGAACUCUGACGACAACGCCGUGUACUACACAGGGCAGAUUCAAGUAUUCGAGCCAAACGGGAACUUGGACCCUCUGGUGAACGUACCUCCCAGUCCUCCCAGUUCAGGCAACAACCAGGCAUCCAGGACUGCAGACUGUACUGCACCACUGGUGCAAACACAGAUAGACUUUGAUACCAUGCUGGAUGACGGGGAUCACUCCAGCCUCAUGUCGGGAACCUUGAGUCCUGGUCUACUCCAGAGCUUUUCCCAGAGCUCCUCUCGACUGACGACGCCUAGGAACUCGGUCACGUUGCCGUCUGUGCCGCCAGCGACGGGGAACAUGGCCAUCGGGGACAUGAGCUCGUUGCUGACUGCUCUGGCAGAAGAGAGCAAGUUCCUGGACCUGAUGUCUGAGCAGAACUCUUGAACUCCUGACGCACAAUAAACAACUUAAAACUGAUGUGAUCGUGUGCCACAAAGCCUCCGCAGUGUGUGACUCUUGGUUUCCUGUACAGUCUCAUUUGUUGAUUAUUUAAAAUGGCCAUUUUUUAAUCUUUUUAAAAAGCCAUAUUUGAGUUUUUUUGCCUUAGGUAGUAAAUAUGACAUGAACAACAGAAUGAUUUCAGUUGUCUGCAGUAAGAUCAGUUUACUAAGUGCCUGGCUCAGCCAAAUGAUGACAUCUAAAUGUGUAAACCAGGUAAUCAUCUGAUACCUACAUAUUUGAUUGUACCAUCAGCACCGACUUGUUUUUACGCUGUAAAUUACUCGAGUUUCUGUAUCAACUCGCUCAUCUCUGCUCAAGGAGAAAACAGUCCAAUCAUAACAAUGAGUCAUUAUUCGAUUGCUGCGUUGCUGCUGAGAUUAACUGUGACAUCUCCGCGUCAGGCAUCAGAGACUUGAUUUGUGACUGAAUUAUGAACUCAUGCAUUGAUGAAUCGGUUCUGCUCCGGCAGCGAGACGAGAGAAUCAAAUUUUUUUUUCUUUUGUACAUUAUUAAACCAGUUUGUUGUGCUGGAUGAAUGUAAAUAUCAUUUGUACAUUUUUAAGAAAUACAAAAUUGACAUUGAUUUUUUUAAACAA